Messenger RNA from Ruditapes philippinarum (Manila clam), 2327 nucleotides. RefSeq names its product heat shock 70 kDa protein 12B-like. The record is from RefSeq and is a predicted model, not a curated record. Gene Ontology annotation, molecular function: ATP-dependent protein folding chaperone; ATP binding. Lineage: Eukaryota; Metazoa; Mollusca; Bivalvia; Venerida; Veneridae. The coding region runs from base 352 to 2109 and encodes 585 amino acids. The transcript is spliced from 5 exons.
UAUAGCCACGCUCACAAAUAUACCUAGUUUUGAUCUUAUGUCACGAUUAUUAUAUACAGUCAGCAUAUAACUAGCCAUGCAUUUCUCCGUAUCUGUAGUCAAUAAACAUCCUCUUUCAAUACUUGGAAUUACGUAAAAAACCAGGAAGUUUAUCAGCAAUAAAAAGUGUUCAAUCGUUUAAAUUUAUUGAACACACGAAACUGUUUGGAGUAGAAUAUCUGGAAUAAGAUAACGGUCAUUGCAAUUUAUUAUGCUAAAGACACGCUCUUUUUUGAAGGGAAAGUAAAAAGUUUAGACACGCCAGGAUAAAAACCAAGCAUUUGUGAAGAGGUUCUUUUCAAAUACCUUAGUAUGGCAGGUGAUAAUUACUUGAUGACAGUAGCCAUUGACUUUGGUACGACGUACUCGGGCUAUGCCUUCCAGCUUACUAGCGAUUAUGAUUCUAAAGAUCCGACAAAAAGCAUUUUUUCUCCACAAUCUUGGAAUGACGGCCCGACAAGAUUGGUGUCAAUGAAAACGCCAACGUGCCUUCUCUUAGACAGGAAUCAGGAUAUAGAUUCGUUCGGGUACAUUGCAGAAGACAGAUAUGCUGAUCUGUGUAUGGAUGGUGACAACAAAAACUGGUACUUUUUUAGGAGGUUCAAAAUGCAGCUGCAUGAUACAAACGGACUGAAGAAGACAACAAUGAUAGCUGACGAGAGUGGUAAAGAGUUACCAGCCCUUACAGUUUUCAGUAAAUCCAUUGAAUGCCUGAAAGACCACCUGAUAGAAUUACUGGGAAAAAAAUAUUUCAUACCACAACAAGAUGACAUAAAAUGGGUGUUAACUGUACCUGCUAUAUGGGACGAUACUGCUAAGAGAUUUAUGAGAGAAGCUGCUAAAAUGGCUGAAAUACCACCACAGCAUUUGACCAUUGCACUUGAACCCGAAGCUGCAUCAUUGUUUUGCCAGUACCUCCCAGUAGAGAGAUUCAGUGUUGGAGGACAACUCAAAUUUUCAGAUGCCAAACAAGGGACUACGUACAUGAUUGUUGACCUUGGAGGCGGCACUGCUGAUAUAACAGUUCAUGAGAAGGUUGCAAACGGAAAACUUAAAGAGGUGUAUCGAGCAAGUGGGGGGCCUUGGGGAGGAACAUCAGUAGAUUGUGCCUUUAUUGCUCUUAUCAGUAAGAUAAUUGGUGGUCCUGUCCUUGCAAAAUAUAUGAAGGAAGAGACAUUCGACUAUCUAAAUAUGAUGCGCGAAUUCGAGUCGGUCAAACGUAAUGUCAGCCUGUCCACAACUGAUCACGUCAAGAUGCAGAUACCUGUCGCUCUGAAUGAGAUAUGCAACAAAUAUAGGCAUAAAGAUUUCAAAAUGCUCGUAAAGGAUGCCAACGAGGAUAAAAAUAUUUCGUUUCUUGGCGAGAAAGCAAAGUUCAAGCCAGCUCUGAUGCAGGCUUUGUUUAGGAAAGCGACAGACAAGAUCGUAAGCCACAUGAAGAAGAUACUUGAUACAACACAAGCUGGUCAGAAGGUAUCUCUAAUUCUUAUGGUUGGAGGCUUCUCAGAAUCAGCGUAUGUACAAGAUGUUAUAAAAAAGGAGUUCCAUGACACGAAUGGCCGAAAGGUUCUCGUGCCAAAAGAUGCAGGUAUUUCUGUGGUGCAAGGUGCUGUUGUUUAUGGACAACAACCAGGCAACAUCACAUCCCGCAUUCUUCGUUAUUCUUACGGUGUUGCAAUCAGUCCCAAAUUUGAUGAAGCUAAAUAUGACAAAAGAAAGAUGAAAACAUAUGCUGGCGUAAGUAGAUGCGACGAUGUUUUCUCUAAAUUCAUUGACAUAGGUACAGAGGUUGAAGUUGGCCAUCAUGUUAAAAAAACGUACGACACUGUAGAACCUUCAGCAACAUCAUGCGCCUUCCGUGUAUUCUUUUCAACAGCUGAAGACCCGCUGUAUACUGAUGAUGAUACAUGUCAACCUUUGGGACGGCUUGAUGUUGAGUACGCUAAUCCCAAGAAAAAGAUUUUAAGCAUUGAGGUUGACUAUAUUUUUGGAGACACCGAACUGAGUAUUAAAGCAAUGGAAACAGAGAGUAAAAAUACGUGCCAAACAAAGCUUACGAUGCUUGAGUAAAACUAUCAAUAUGUUGGUUGUAACAAUGACAUCGAUGUCCUUUAUGCCAGAAAACUGUUUACAUAUGUGUACUACUGAAACGUAUAGACCCGUCUGAAAAUUCAAUUCCAGUAUAUAUAAAUACAUAAUGUGAAGUCAUUUGAAAAGUCAUAUUCGUGUACAACGAGGUGUAGUUUUCAUUACAAAAACAGACAAUUAUACAUAAAGUUUGAUACAUU